CAGAGGCUCCUAUUCUUCCACGUGUCGCCCAUACAUUCCCGCACACCUCCACCGUUGAGUCGGUCAUUACCCGACCCGUUAACCCACACACUCUCUCUCCCUCUCUUCCUCAAUUACACCCUCGACGGAACACCUCACCCUAAACCCACACAACAAACGCAAUCAAAAAAUCAAUCAACCAUGGCCUCGAAGCGUCUAGCAACCACCCUCCGCCGCUCUUCCCCCUUCCGCUCCCUCUCCACCGCCGCCGCUGCCGCCAUCGAAUCAUCCCCCGAAGAAGCCGGAAUCUCAAUGAAAGGCGUCAAGAUCUCCGGCCGCCCCCUCUACCUCGACAUGCAGGCCACCUCCCCUGUCGACCCCCGCGUCCUCGACUCCAUGCUCCCCUACUACCUCUCCCGCUUCGGCAACCCCCACUCCCGCACCCACCUCUACGGAUGGGAGUCCGACGACGCUGUCGAGCGAGCCCGCUCCCAGGUCGCCGCCCUCAUCAACGCCUCCCCCAAGGAAAUCAUCUUCACCUCCGGUGCCACCGAGUCCAACAACAUCUCCGUCAAGGGCGUCAUGCACUUCUACAAAGAGAAGAAGCGCCACGUCAUCACCACCCAGACGGAGCACAAGUGCGUCCUCGACUCCUGCCGUUAUCUCCAGCAGGAGGGCUUCGACGUCACCUACCUCCCCGUUAACCCCGACGGCAUCAUCGACCUCGAUGCGCUCCGAUCCGCCAUCCGGCCCGAUACCGGGCUCGUCUCCAUCAUGACUGUGAACAACGAGAUUGGGGUAAUCCAACCGGUCGUAGAAAUAGGGCAAAUCUGUAGAGAGAGAAACAUUCCUUUCCACACGGACGCCGCGCAAGCAGUGGGGAAAAUUCCUAUAGAUGUGGAGAACAUGAAUGUGAGCUUAAUGUCUAUUAGCGGGCAUAAGAUAUACGGGCCGAAGGGGGUUGGGGCUUUGUACAUGAGGAGGAGACCUAGGAUUAGGGUUGAGCCGCAGAUGAGCGGGGGAGGGCAGGAGCGAGGGAUUCGCAGCGGGACGGUCCCGACCCCACUGGUGGUCGGGAUGGGGGCCGCGUGCAAUGUGGCGAUGAAGGAGAUGGAGUAUGAUGAGAAGAGGAUUUGUAAGUUGCAGGAGAGGCUGUUGAGUGGGAUUAGGGCUAGGUUGGAUGGAGUGGUGGUGAACGGGAGUGAGGAGAGGAGGUACGCGGGGAAUUUGAACUUGUCGUUUGCGUACGUGGAAGGGGAGAGCUUGUUGAUGGGGUUGAAGGAGGUGGCGGUGUCGAGUGGGAGCGCGUGUACCAGCGCGAGCUUGGAGCCAUCGUACGUGUUGAGGGCAUUGGGGGUGGAUGAGGAUAUGGCACAUACGUCGAUUAGGUUUGGGAUUGGGAGGUUCACGACGGAGGAGGAGGUGGAUAGGGCGGUUGAGCUCACGGUGAGGCAGGUUGAGAAGUUGAGAGAGAUGAGCCCACUUUAUGAGAUGGUGAAGGAAGGGAUUGAUAUUAAGAGUAUUCAGUGGUCGCAGCACUGAUAUGUUGGUUUGAAUGUCAUGAUGAUCGCGAAGACAAUUGCAAGAGAGGUUGUGGGGUAAAGCUGCUUAACUAUGUGGAGGAGGACUGGUUGCAGGGUAUCAUCCAGGUUCUCCCUAGGCUUACUCUUGUACAUGCCUUGGAGUACUUGUAAUGUUUUAUUCUAGAUUGGAAUCUUGGCAAGAAGAUGAAUAAGUUUUGAUUUGCGGACUUUUGGUUGUGUAAUAUACCAUACAUGCUUUCUCUUGCUAUAGAUAUUUUGUAUGUUGUACAGUCCUUCAGGCUUCAAGUAGUUGGAUGGUGCUUGUCCUUUUGAUCAUGAGUAGUCAUUUGUAUUCUUGA
This is a messenger RNA of Rhododendron vialii, 1861 nucleotides long. RefSeq names its product cysteine desulfurase, mitochondrial. Bases 181 to 1521 code for a protein of 446 amino acids. The transcript has a single exon. The record is from RefSeq and is a predicted model, not a curated record. Gene Ontology annotation, biological process: [2Fe-2S] cluster assembly. NCBI's taxonomy places the organism in Eukaryota, Viridiplantae, Streptophyta, Magnoliopsida, Ericales, Ericaceae. Gene Ontology annotation, cellular component: cytosol; mitochondrion. Gene Ontology annotation, molecular function: cysteine desulfurase activity; pyridoxal phosphate binding.